UCUUCUUCUUCUUCUUCUUGUUCUAGGCUUUUAUAUUUAUUUACUAUUAUAUAUAUAUAUAUAUAUAUAUAUAUAUUCACAUCGACUUACACUAACACACACCCCCAAAACCAAAAAGAAUUGAAAGGAAACAAAAAGAAUCACAUUUGAUUUCAGUUUUCAGAUGAGGGAGCUCAGAAGAAGAAAAAGAAGAAGAGGAAGAAGCAGAAAAAGAAGAUGUUAAUAAAAUCGAAGAAGACGAAAUGGGUUACCCUUUCCCUCCUCACUUUAUCCGUCGUUUCUCUGUUGGCCCACCUUUCUGUCACCAAGUUUUCCACUGUCAAUUUGGUCCAGUACAGUGCCAUGGCCGCCUUGCGUGCCGAUUUUGCUAAUGUCUUAGGAACACCAACACAGAUUAUUAGAAAUAAAAAGAAGAUAUGGGGGCUUGUCCAGUCCUUACAGCCUUUGCAACCUUAUGCAAACCCCAGAAGCAGCAGCAGCUAUCCUGUUCCAAAUGAGCAGAGUAAUGGUUUCAUUUAUGCAAAAAUUUUUGGUGGGUUUGCCCAGAUUAGAUCCUCGAUAUGCGAUCUGGUCACCAUAUCUAGGCUUCUAAAUGCUACACUAGUCAUUCCAGAGAUUCAAGAAAGUACCCGCUCAAAAGGCAUUAGUUAUAAAUUCAAGAGUUUUUCAUAUCUCUAUGAUGAGGAAGAGUUUAUAGCAUCACUCAAAAAUGAUUUAAUCAUUGUGAAGAGCCUGCCUGACAAUCUAAAGGCAGGAAGGAAAAGGAAUGAAUUUCCUAAUUUUAGGCCCAAAAGUUCAGCUUCUCCAAACUAUUAUAUUGAAGAAAUUCUACCAAAGUUAAAGAAAGCCAAUGUUAUUGGAUUGGUGCUUAAGGAUGGUGGAUGCCUGCAGUCCAUACUUCCACCUAGCAUGGCUGAGUUUCAAAGGCUUAGGUGCAGGGUUGCCUUCCAUGCACUUCAAUUCCGGUCAGAUAUUCAGAUUCUUGGACGUCAGAUGGUGGAGAGGUUGCGAGGAUGGGGCCAACCUUUCCUAGCUUUUCAUCCUGGCUUACUAAGAGACACCUUAGCGUAUCAUGGUUGUGCCGAACUAUUUCAGGAUGUUCACACUGAAUUGAUUCAAUAUCGGAGGGCACAGAUGAUCAAGCGAGGAAUUGUUAAUGAGGAACUAAGCGUGGACUCUCACUUGCGUAGAGAAAAUGGUUCAUGCCCCCUCAUGCCUGAAGAGGUUGGAGUUCUCCUUCGUGCCAUGGGCUACCCUCCUAAAACAAUAAUAUACCUGGCAGGUUCUGAAACUUUUGGUGGUCAGCGUGUUCUGAUCCCUCUGCAUGGCAUGUUUGCCAACUUAGUGGAUCGUACUUCCCUUUGCAGCAAGAAAGAGUUAUCUGACUUGAUUGGACCUGAAACACCUCUUCCUCUAAAUCUUUUCCAGAUGCCUCCAGCCAAAAGUGAGAAAAAACUUAAAGAAGAAUGGAAAAAGGCUGGUCCCAGGCCUCGGCCCCUUCCUCCACCUCCUGAUAGACCUAUCUAUCGACAUGAAAAAGAAGGCUGGUAUGGUUGGAUAACAGAGACUGACACAGAGCCAGACCCUUCACCCAUGGAUCUGAGACUGCAGGCACACAGGUUAUUAUGGGAUGCUCUUGAUUAUAUGGUCUCUGUGGAAGCAGAUGCAUUCUUUCCUGGUUUUAACAAUGAUGGCAGUGGAUUGCCAGAUUUCUCAAGCUUAGUUAUGGGACAGCGAUUGUACGAGACUGCUUCUUCUAGAACAUACAGACCAGACAGGAAAGUUCUUGCAGAACUUUUCAACAUUACACGUGACAAUAUGUACCAUCCCAAGCAUAAUUGGACACGCCUAGUGCAGGAACAUCUUAACAAAAGCUUGGGUGAGGAAGGUCUCAUAAGGCAGUCCUCCUUGUCUAAACCAGCAUUAUUCCUCUCACACCCACUCCCGGAAUGCUCUUGUAGAAUAUUUUCUGCUGAGGUUCCAACUCAUGUAAAAGGCAAUGAUGGUCGAAUUCUGUAUGGAGGGGAAGAUGAGUGCCCCAAAUGGAUGCAACAUGGUGAAAAAACUGUUUCCCUUGAGUCAGCUGAGGAAGGAGGUAAAUUGGAUGAAAAUGAAUCCCUGGAAUAUGAAGAUGAUCUAGAUAAACAACCAGAAUCUUAUGAAAGUGGUGGCAAAAUUAAUGUCACUCUGGCCUGGGAUCAGGAUGAGGAAAUGGAUCCAAAUGACUAAAAAAUUGGACAUGCAGAUGAUUUAAUCUUCCUUUUUACCAUUUCUGAUGCCAUUCCCGGCGAUUUCUUCUGGAUAUAAGUUUUGGAGGUAGAGGUUAACAUGCAAAAGUGAUUUUUUUUUUCUCUUUUUUCUUUUUCAUUUCACUAUUCCAGAUAAAAACUUUUGAGGGAAAUUAGCAUUCAAAUUAUUCUUUUAUGUAGAUUCAAUGGAUCUCUUGCAACAUGAAAACAAAAAUAUAUUCAUACCUUCAUACAUUAAAAAUCUUUCAAAGUUGAUGAUUGGGUGAAGGAUUGGUGAAGUUAGGGCAAGCUGAUAACAAUUUGUAGCACAAACAAAAUGUGUUACUUCUGAAGAUCUUCACAGGGGAAGUUUGGGGGUUGGAUAGUUCUGUAAUAAUUUUUGAAGCACACAACAGAAAGGAAAACGGCAUACUGAUUUUCUUAUUCCAGUUGUUACACACACACACACACACACACACGCACUCUCUCUCCCAGUUGUGUUGAUAUGGGAUUAUGUCCAGUCAGUUUUAUCUGAAAGUAACGUUGUGUAUUUGUUGUAUUGAAAUUUUUAUAAUAGUUUUUAUGGCAUGACAAUUUACAACAGUAUAAAGCUCCCAUUGUUGCUCA
Quercus robur (English oak) is the source of this 2855-nucleotide messenger RNA. Its product is annotated as protein EMBRYO SAC DEVELOPMENT ARREST 30. The record is from RefSeq and is a predicted model, not a curated record. Lineage: Eukaryota; Viridiplantae; Streptophyta; Magnoliopsida; Fagales; Fagaceae. The transcript has 11 exons. Gene Ontology annotation, cellular component: Golgi apparatus; cytoplasm; chloroplast. The coding region runs from base 217 to 2229 and encodes 670 amino acids.